This is a messenger RNA of Tauraco erythrolophus (red-crested turaco), 726 nucleotides long. NCBI's taxonomy places the organism in Eukaryota, Metazoa, Chordata, Aves, Musophagiformes, Musophagidae. The record is from RefSeq and is a predicted model, not a curated record.
UUGAAGCCUGAGACACAGACCAAGUCUGGGAGUACUCUGGAUCUCUUUCGGAAGAAGCACCUGCGGAAGGUGACCUUAGUCAUGUCGUGCAACUGGUUUGUGAACAGCCUUGUCUACUAUGGACUGAGUCUGAACGUGACAAAUUUUGGUCUGGACAUCUACCUGACACAACUUGCAUUCGGAGCAGUGGAAAUCCCAGCCCGUGUUGGUUGUAUCUUCAUGCUGCAGUGGUUUGGAAGGAAGAAAAGCCAGGCUCUUUUCCUGCUGCUGAGCGGCCUGGUGUGUCUGAUCAUCAUUGGCAUCCCUGAAGACCAGCCUGUGGUGACCACCGUCCUGGCCAUCAUCGGCAAGUUUACGGCCUCAGCCUCCUUCUCCACCUCCUACGUUUACUCCGCAGAGCUCUUCCCCACGGUCGUCAGGCAGACCGGCGUGGGGCUGUGCUCGAUGUCAGCGCGGGUGGCGGGGAUCUUGGCCCCAUUGAUCCGCCUCCUGGACCAGUACCACCGGGCUGUCCCCAUGGCCAUCUUCGGGAGUGCCCCAGUGGUGGGGGGGCUGCUCUGUGUCCUGCUGCCUGAGACCCACAGCACUGACCUGGCAGAUGACACAGGGGGCCGCAGCCCCCCAGCUGAGGUCUGUGAAAAUGCCAAUAGCAGCUCUGAGAAUGGACACGUGAAAGGAAAAGAUGGUGGCCAAGACAAGGAGUGCACGAAGACCACUUACUUCUAG